AAAAGCUGAGUCCAACACUCCAAUGACUCUCCAACAUCUUCCCUGCAUCAGCGUGGUGGCUCUACGUGUACCGCAAGGACACAAGAUGGCGAGAUUUACUGUGAUCCUGAUGCUGUCUUUGCUGUUUCAGCUUGAAGUUGUUGAGUCGUGCGAAAUCGUCCCUAAUGUUGAGUGUACGGUAGGCGAGUCCUUGACGGAGCGCUUAUUGGAUACUCUGUCACACGCCUGCGUCACGUGCCUUUGCAUCGAGUACAAGGAGGCUACUGCUGCCCAAUGCUGUUCCAGUGCCCCGGUACCAACAGGCUACGACGGAGCGACGUGUGAAAUUAAACUGGACGAAGAGGAGUGCAUCUACGUAGUGAGGGAGAUCAAAACACCGCACAAGCUGUGUGACUUCAAGGGAUACGUGAUGAAAUAGGCAAAUGGAGGGCGCUGCGCUGUUGCUAUGAUUCAUUUCUGGCA
Acanthaster planci (crown-of-thorns starfish) is the source of this 462-nucleotide messenger RNA. Its product is annotated as beta-microseminoprotein-like. NCBI's taxonomy places the organism in Eukaryota, Metazoa, Echinodermata, Asteroidea, Valvatida, Acanthasteridae. The record is from RefSeq and is a predicted model, not a curated record.